CAAAAUCGGUCAAUUGCUACUCUACAUUUGAACUUAAAUUAAACAUAACCUUUAAACGGUAUAUAAAAAAUAUUUAUUAAAAUGAUUUUGCACAAGUUGUGUCUUCUUCCGAAUAAGCUGAGAGUAUUUCAGAUUUGUAGAGCAAUUAAAACGACCCCUAAAUUUUGUACAAGUCAAAGCCCGAUCGUGAACACCAAUCUCGUUAAAGAUGUUAUUUUGUACAAGUACGAUAAUCCCAGGUUUUUUAAGCUAUUGAACAUAUUCGCAGUAUGCCAGUUCGGCUUUUGGACCUACCUAUCCCUGUUUGCCUACACAUCGCUACGAGAUGCACCGAGUACAAGCUCGCCCGGUGCGCCUUGGUAUCAGCGAAUUAACCUUGGCGAAAAUAAGUACAGGAACGGUAUCGCUUUCCUUUCAUUUCUACUUGGUUACGGUAUUUUGGCAAUAUCCUGGAUGUAUACGUUAAGAUCGGUUAGGUAUCUGGUUCUGCACAAGGGCGGUUCAAAGGUGACAUUUGUCACGUACGCACCGUUCGGAGUCAACCGAAUGAUGACUGUCGGAUUGGAAAAUAUGAGUUGCCAGCAGACGCGACAGAACGCCACCACACAGUUACCCAUUAAAGUUAAAAAUCGUUUUAUGUAUUAUAUUCUCGAUAUGAAAGGGGAAUUUAAAAAUGCUGCAUUAUUCGAUUACACAGCAGGCCUAAAACGUACUUUAAAAUAAAAAUGUUUAUAUGGCAUUUUCACUCUCCUCUUACCUCACAGCUAAAAGACCGUAAAGACCUCUUCUCCCAGGAUCACCACU
This is a messenger RNA of Photinus pyralis (common eastern firefly), 804 nucleotides long. RefSeq names its product transmembrane protein 223. The transcript is spliced from 2 exons. Lineage: Eukaryota; Metazoa; Arthropoda; Insecta; Coleoptera; Lampyridae. The record is from RefSeq and is a predicted model, not a curated record. Gene Ontology annotation, cellular component: mitochondrion. Gene Ontology annotation, biological process: nervous system development. Bases 82 to 723 code for a protein of 213 amino acids.